Molecule: messenger RNA, 1104 nt
Organism: Cladophialophora immunda
Lineage: Eukaryota; Fungi; Ascomycota; Eurotiomycetes; Chaetothyriales; Herpotrichiellaceae
Exons: 5
Coding region: 1-984 (327 amino acids)
Molecular function (GO): oxidoreductase activity
Source: RefSeq, a predicted model, not a curated record
AUGGCAGAAGUGAAUAUCGACCAAACAACCCUGGACUCGGUGAAGGGCAAAGUGGUGGUCAUUGCAGGCGGUGCUCAAGGGAUCGGCGCAGCGACUGUGACACAGCUGUAUCAAUCGGGCGCUCAUGUCUUCUUUGGCGAUUGGGAUGACACCAAGGGCUCGAAAUUGGCAGAUGGCCUACGAGCUUCGCCUUCGGAAGGGAGUGUGACGUAUCUCAAGGUCAACGUUCGGGAUUAUCAGUCCAUCCUCUCUUUGUUCGACGCCGCCUACAACAAGCACGGACAGAUUGAUACCGCGAUCUGUUGCGCGGCCGUGACAGAACGGCCGGGAUACUGGGAGCCGGAGAAGCUGAAUCUCGAGAGCGUGAGAGAGACGCCCACAGGCAUCACCGAAGUGGUCGACAUCAACCUCAACGGCACGUUAUACUUUGCCCGCCUCGCCGUGGCGUAUCUCAAGGAGAAGCACACCUUCGACAAGUCCUCGACGACGGCCAAAUCCAUCACAUCGCCAAAAUGCAUCACGCUGGUCUCCUCGGUCGCCGGGUUCAAGGAGUCGCCCGGUCUAUUCGCCUACUCGGCGGCAAAGCACGGCGUGCUGGGUCUCAUGAGAGCUCUCCGCCCGUUCACGGCGCCGUUGUACGGCUUGAGAAUAAACGCCGUUUGUCCGUGGGCAACCGACACACAACUCCUGGCCGGCGUGCGCGCCGAAUGGGUCAAGCACUCGAUGCCGAUGAACCAGCCCCUCGACGUGGCCAAGUAUAUCAUCCAAGUCAGCGCCGAGCCCAGCACGCACGGCAAGGCCCUCUUCGUGACAGGCGGCAAGGCCGUGGACAUUGAGGAGGGCAUCAAAAAGACCGAGCCCGUGUGGUUGGGCGAGAAGAACUCGCGCGAUCUGGCCGAGGGGCAGGUCAUCUUGGGCUUGGGCAUGGACUGGGGCCAUAACAGUCCGAAGAUGCACGAGGGCACAAACGGCACGUCAACCUGAAGAAUCUUUGAAAGUGGAGCUGGACACUUUAGACGGAACGGGGAGGGACAUUGCGUUGUUAGGUCAAGAUCAGACGCGGCCAUAAAGGGACAUGUAACACAGUGGUGCCACUGGCUCUUA